AUGUCAGUGCUAAAACAUAAUAUAAGGUUGUUAGUAAAUAAGAGUUUAAGUUCUAUUUUCGACUCCAUAAAACAUAAUUGUUUGCUAAAGUUUGAUGCUAAUGCACUGACAGCAUUCGGGCAUAUUAAUUAUUCUGGUCAUUUAGAACUUUGUAAUAUUGAAGUUACCGUUAAAAGGUUGACUAACAAAGUUGAUGUGGAAAAGGAGAUAAUUAGAGAUUUAGAAAGUAGCCGUGACAAAGAGGUUAAUGUUGGUCCCUAUAGCUUGAUAAUUUAUUAUUUUAACCAGUUCCGUAGAAUAAGAUUUAAGUAUUGUGGAGAUGAGAUGAAUUUCAUACGCUCACUGAGUAGGAGUACAAGAAUGUUCUCAAUUGGCAAGAGUGGUUCCCCGAUUUUCAUGACAUACGAUGGGAAAUUUACAAUAAAAUUAAUAAAUAAACAUGAAAUGGGCCUGUUUAUAUCCAGAGGUAUUGAUUUUUUUACUCACUUUACCAACAAUAAGACGUUAAUGAGUUUGCCGUAUGGACUCUUCAAAGUGACCCACGUCAAAACUAACACCUCAAUAAACUGCUUUGUAAUGCAAAACAUCGAUUAUUUUAAUGAUGUUAAGGUCAGUUUUGACCUUAAAGGAGUUUUCCUAAAGAGAUUCAUUAGCACUAAUAAUACAAAUAAUCCUGUUAAUAACACCAAUAAUGGUGGUGGUAAUGUAGUAGGAAAUAUUGAAGUGUUAUUGGACCAGAAUUUUAAAAUAUACACUAAGGGGUGUCCAAUACAAUUGAAUGGGGAGUCUAUUAAUAUAAUAAAUAACAGACUAAAGAACGAUUUGCAGUUUCUCUCGUCCAUUAACAUUGUGGACUAUUCACUUCUGCUCAGAAUAUUGCCGACACUCUCCAUCAUCACCAUCGGAUUGAUAGAUUUUCUAAGGCCUUAUACAUGGGAUAAACAGAUAGAAACAGUAGGGAAGAGAUUAGCAAAUAUAGGUCAAGCUCCUACAAUAGUAUCACCCAACGAGUAUAAAACAAGAUUUUUCAACUUUAUACAAAAGACUUUUAUAAACUUUCCCACUUUAAAAUGUAAUAAUGCAAAUUUUAACAUCACUGGUAGGAUGGUUGAUAAUGAUACCAGCCCUGCAAGGGAUAAUAGUGAUAGGGAGGUAAAUGAUUUAAUAGUGGAGUAUGAACACAAAAUUAGAAAGUAUAAAAGGUGUAAAGUGUGUAGAAUAAUAAAAUGUUUGUACGAUAAUCCCUAUUAUUCAUGUCUCAAGUUCUAUAUGGCAAUGUUAUCACCAAGUGUGUUACAGUAUUUGCACUCAUUAUAUAAUUCUAAGGCAACAAUAAGUUAUACCAGUGAAGAUAAGAAUGAAUAUGGAGAAGAGAAUCUUAAAGAUGGAGUAAAAGAACUUGUCAAAUUGAUACAAAAUAUACAUCAAUCACCAACUGUUAAUUGGGCAUUAAUUUAAUUACAUUUAAUAUUACUUAAAUU
Theileria parva strain Muguga is the source of this 1481-nucleotide messenger RNA. It is a transcript of the gene FAB1D, whose product is annotated as Phosphatidylinositol-4-phosphate 5-Kinase family protein. The transcript has 2 exons. Bases 1 to 1458 code for a protein of 485 amino acids. The record is from RefSeq and is a predicted model, not a curated record. Gene Ontology annotation, cellular component: endosome membrane. NCBI's taxonomy places the organism in Eukaryota, Apicomplexa, Aconoidasida, Piroplasmida, Theileriidae. Gene Ontology annotation, biological process: phosphatidylinositol phosphate biosynthetic process. Gene Ontology annotation, molecular function: 1-phosphatidylinositol-3-phosphate 5-kinase activity.